Molecule: messenger RNA, 765 nt
Organism: Metarhizium acridum CQMa 102
Lineage: Eukaryota; Fungi; Ascomycota; Sordariomycetes; Hypocreales; Clavicipitaceae
Biological process (GO): proteolysis
Molecular function (GO): serine-type endopeptidase activity
Source: RefSeq, a predicted model, not a curated record
AUGCUUCUGGCAGCUGUCACCACCGUCCUUUGGGCCAUUACGUCUGCUGUCUCGGCUGCGACGGCCACCAGGUUCGAGGGCAUACCGUCGGUGGGCGUGCUCUACACCCACGAGCCCAAAAAGCACUUCUGCACUGCUGCCGUCGUCAAGAGCAAGCCGGGAAAUCUCAUCCUCACGGCUGCGCACUGUAUCCGCGGCGAUGGGAAGCACCUUCGCUUUGCCCCCGGAUACCACGAUGGCUCUACCCCAUAUGGAACCUACCCCGUCACAGGGACCUAUAUUCACAACGACUGGAACAAGACCUUUAGCAUCAACCACGACUACGCCAUCCUAACGCUUGGUAACGCCAUGGUUAGCGGCAGAUCCGUUACUGUCCAGCAGAUUACUGGUGGCAACAAACUCGAUUUCAACCCUUCAUACAAGAACGUGGUCAAGGUCUUCGGCUAUAAUCUCAACGAGGAAAAGCCUAUGCGCUGCACGACGUCCACUUAUCGGGCUGGAGAGGGACAACUUGGCUUCAACUGCGGUCCGUUUAGGGCUGGCACAAGUGGUUCGGUGUUUAUGGCCAAGUAUGGUCAUAAGUCGAUGCUUGGAACGAUAGUUGGAAACAUUGGUGGCUGGCAGGGUGGGGGUUGUAGCGACAGCACGUCGUACUCGUCCAAGUUUAGUUCUGGUUUGCAGCGCGUCUACAACGAAGCUAGUAACUCGACUGGAAAAUCCUGCUGCGGUUGGGUGGUUAGGGGCGGUGUUCCCAAGUAUUGCUAA